AUGGCCGCCCUCAUCAGCGCGUACUCGUCGUGGCCCGACUCCUUUGACUGUCCGCCGCCGGCGGAGGGCGACUUGGCGGCGGACGCGCACCGGGGAAGCGGCGGAGGCGCCGCCGGGGAAAAGACGCCGGAGCCCCGCAUCCGACGGCCCAUGAACGCCUUCAUGGUUUGGGCCAAGGAUGAACGCAAGCGGCUGGCCGUGCAGAAUCCGGACCUGCACAACGCAGAGUUAAGCAAGAUGCUCGGGAAAUCGUGGAAGGCCCUGACACCCCCCCAGAAGAGGCCCUACGUUGAGGAAGCGGAGCGUCUGCGCGUGCAGCACAUGCAGGACUACCCAAACUACAAGUACCGCCCCCGCCGCAAGAAGCAACUCAAGCGCAUCUGCAAGCGCGUGGACCCCGCUUUCCUCCUCCUUCCGCCCGACCAGAACGCCCUGCCCAAGCAGCGGGCUCUUUGCCGCCCCCUGGAGAAGGACGACGGAGGCGAAGCCCGCUUCCCCGGUCCGGCUUUGCCCGGCGUGCAAAGCUUCCGCGACCCUGCGGCGCCCGGAGGUUUCGACGCGUAUCCCUACGGUCUCCCCACACCUCCAGAGAUGUCCCCGUUGGACGCGGUGGAUCACGAGCACGCGCCCCCGUCGUACUACCGCGUGUCCCCCGAGGAGCAGCACCAGAUGGGCAGCCCGCCGCCGUACCACCUGGACUACGGGCAGACCCAAAUUCACUGCGGAGGCACGCACGUUCCCCACAUGACUAGCGGCGGCAACGGACUGGUCCCCGGCUCGUAUUAUAGCAACUCACCGUUCCCGCUGACCCACCACGGGGUCCAGCACAACCACUUGGGUCAGCUGUCCCCACCUCCGGAGACGCAAGGUCACCUGGAGACUCUUGAUCAACUGAGCCACGCGGAACUCCUCGGCGAGGUGGACCGCAACGAGCUCGACCAGUACCUGAUCGCCGGAGGGGGCGGCUACCAUCAUGAGCAAGGCGGCGGCGGCAGCAGCGGCGGUGUCACCGUCACGGGUCACAUCCAGGUGUCCGCCGUCACCUCCUCUACAGAGAACAGUCUCAUUUCAGUUCUGGCCGACGCCACCGCCGCCUACUACAACAAUUACGGAAUUUCGUGA
Molecule: messenger RNA, 1122 nt
Organism: Nerophis lumbriciformis (worm pipefish)
Lineage: Eukaryota; Metazoa; Chordata; Actinopteri; Syngnathiformes; Syngnathidae
Source: RefSeq, a predicted model, not a curated record